Canariomyces notabilis is the source of this 329-nucleotide messenger RNA. RefSeq lists its product as uncharacterized. The record is from RefSeq and is a predicted model, not a curated record. NCBI's taxonomy places the organism in Eukaryota, Fungi, Ascomycota, Sordariomycetes, Sordariales, Chaetomiaceae. The coding region runs from base 64 to 294 and encodes 76 amino acids. The transcript has a single exon.
GACAGAUACAGCAUAAGCUAAGGUACGUAGAAAUAUCAGAUGUAGGGUAGAGAAGCUUCAAGAAUGACUACAGGGUGGAACCUAACCAGAAUUCCCAUGACAAAGGUUUAUAUACAUGUAGCCCUCCUAGCACUAAUAUAUUCGGUGUCGUUAGCCCCUGAGCAUCCAGCCUUCAUCCACUCGACAGCAUUGAAGUCUGCGUCACGGCCACUUGAAAUAAGGAAAGCUAUGCCACCUCCGUGUCAGCUGAAACUCCAAAUCCAGCGAUGCCAGUAUAAUGUCAACGGUCAGUAAAAAGAGUGAAGCAUCAAGAGCACGUGGUAUCUUUC